AUGGCCGAUUCGAGAAACCUGUCGUCCUCGGUGAGCUCCAGUCACCGGGAGCCGAUCCGUUCCUUCAUCCAUGGCAACGUAAGGGACCAUCUAGCUCCCGUCGACAGCGCCCAGUACGCCCGCAGUGUGCGCGAAGACACGGCAGAGUUGGCCUCGUACCUCUUGUCCGACAAGAAGACGGGCCAGAGCCCAGGUUUUCUCUCCCGUCAACGCUCGCAAUCUUCGGCCCUCGCUCGCGAAGCGGCUACUUCGGAUAAUGAGGAGGAGGAAGAGGAGGACGGCGAGGAGAUUGCGCAUGUCGCGAGCUCCGAGACCAUUCCGGAGGUCUCUGAGCCAUCUUCGCCGGAUGAGAGUGUUGAGGGAAUUCCGGAGGACGGCCCCUCGAUCCUGACGAACCUACUGAAGAAGUCCCCUCCUCAGUCGCAUCGCGACCCGUCACCCGAGCCUCCACCCGAGCCAUUGGAGCCAUCCCACCCUGAACCGAAGCGAACGCCAUCCACGGAGCGAUCGGAAAGAGAGCCACAGAGGUCGACGACAAGAGUCGCUGGCGAGCCCACUGAGCGCACGCCGCUGAUUCCCAGGUUGUCAUCUGACAGUUUCGAGAGCUAUGAUACGAGCGGGACCACCGACGGGAUCGACGUGGAAGGACAAAAGCAGAGGCCUAGGAAGAAGUGGCUACGCGGUCUGAAGGACCUGACCGUGAAUGUGGAGGAACACAUUGUUCAUGGGAUCCAAAUCGCGACGAGUCCCAAAUCUUGGGACCGUCGAGCGCUUUGGCAGAAUGCCGUGGUGGCCCCCGCAUCUUGCUUGCCGGCUGUCGUUGUCGGCUUACUGCUCAAUGUUCUCGAUGCCCUUUCUUACGGCAUGAUUCUGUUCCCUCUUGGCAAGCCCAUCUUUGCCGGUCUGGGCUCGGCAGGCAUAUCUAUUUUCUAUGUUAGCACCAUUGUUUCUCAGUUGACUUUCUCGACUGGCAGUAUUUUCAAGGGAGGUGUUGGUUCUGAACUGAUCGAGGUUGUGCCGUUCUUCCACAACAUGGCUCAAACAAUCACGGACCACAUUGGCGAAGAUCAACCUGAUGCCGUGAUCGCAACGACGAUUGUGUCGUAUGCGAUCAGUUCUAUGAUGACUGGCACGGUAUUCUAUCUCAUGGGCAAGUUCAACUUUGGCUACAUGGUUGGCUUCAUCCCGAGGCACAUAUUGAUUGGCUGCAUUGGCGGUGUCGGCUGGUUCCUGGUUGCUACAGGAUUUGAAGUCUCUGCCCGAAUGGACGGCAGCCUUGAGUACGAUAUGGACACUCUCCAUAAGCUGUUCCAGAGCGACACGAUACCCCUAUGGGUGACACCCCUUCUGCUUGCCGUCGUGCUUUUCUACAGCCAAACUCGGGGCGCAUCCAAGUACUUCCUGCCGCUUUACAUCAUCUCGAUUCCGGUCGUCUUCUACUUCUUUGUAUUCUCUUUGGAUGCGCUCGAACCUGACUCUCUUCGAGAUCAUGGGUGGAUUUUCGAAGGACCACCAGCGGACGAGCCGUGGUGGUACUUCUACACGUUGUACAAAUUUAACCUGGUCGAGUGGGAUGCCGUGCUGGAGUGCAUUCCUGCUAUGCUAGCUCUUACCUUCUUUGGUAUCCUCCACGUUCCCAUCAAUGUUCCCGCCCUGGCUCUGCAGAGCGGGGAGGACAAUGCCGACCUUGACCGUGAGCUCAAACUACACGGCUACUCUAACUUCAUCUCUGGCAUGGCUGGCAGCAUCCAGAACUAUCUUGUAUAUGCCAACACUGUAUUCUUUAUGCGCUCCGGGGGAGACAGCAGGCUCGCUGGUUACAUGCUAGCGGCUUUGACCUUUGGCGUUAUGGUUAUCGGCCCUAAGAUUAUCGGGUUCAUUCCCAUUAUGAUGGUCGGCACUCUCAUUUUCGAUCUUGGUUUCGAGCUCCUCCUCGAAGCCGUGUGGCUACCAAGGAAGAAGCUGAAAUUAGCCGAAUACCUGACGGUAAUCGUAAUCGUUCUAGUAAUGGGCAUCUACGAUUUUGUCAUUGGCAUUGGUGUGGGCAUCAUUCUCGCUUUCGUCUCGCUGAUCUUCCAGACGUCGAGAGUGUCUGCUGUCCGAGCCAGCUACACGGGUGAAAUCGUUGGUUCUACCGUGCGCAGGAACCCCUCGCAACACCACUACCUGCAAGAAGUUCGUCGUCAGAUCUAUAUCGUGAAGCUGACUGGCUUCCUGUUCUUCGGCACGGUUGUGAGUGUCGAAGAGAAGAUCCGCGCUCUGAUCGACGACAGUGCCUUUGCGGAGAGGCCCAUCAAAUAUCUCAUUCUCGAUCUGUACCAUGUUACGGGCCUCGACUACUCCGCAGGUGAAGCCUUUAACACUAUCAGCAGAUUACUGGACAACAAGGGAAUCGUUCUCGUCUUGAGUGGAAAAGACGCGGAGAGCGAGGUUGGCCGUAAUUUGCGGGCCAUGGGACUCGGCAACGACAGCAUCGAAGUUACUUUGCUCCCAGACCUCAACUCGGCUCUGGAGAGCUGUGAGAACGAGCUGCUCAAGACGUUGUACGCUAGGCAGGAGGAGCUUCGAAAGGGUUCUCGCCACGCGCCGACAGCCAACCUCGACGUGCCGGCGAAGCCAGAUCGGGGAACCUUCGAUCUGGUGAUCAACUCACCGAGACGCAACCAUCUUCACGAAGCUGCUAGAAACGCGCUGGCGAACACAGAGUCGUCAGGCUCGAAGAAAUGGCAAAGCUUUAAGGAGCCUUUGCGACUGAUGCUCCAGAUUUUCCAGGGCCUCAGCGAUAAGAACGAGGACUUCUGGUUCAGAGCGGUUGGCUACUUUGUCAGGAAGGAGUACACAGCCGGCACGGUGCUCUUCACAAGAGGCGAGCCUGCCAAGGGUUUCUACCUGGUUGAGAAGGGCAUCCUCCGUGCCGACUACGACUUACCCCAAGGCUCGCUGACGGAGAGCAUUGUCGCAGGUACCACCUGCGGCGAAUUGCCCUUCUUCUCUGAGACAGACCGAACUGCGACGGUGACGGUUGACAGAGAUUGCGUGGCGUGGCGCAUGGAUAAGGAGGGGUGGCAAAAGCUUCAAAAAGACCAGCCGGACGUCGCCCAGGAGCUGUUGAGGGUGUCGCUGAAGCUGACAAGUGAGCGGAUGACUUCCAUCACUUCGUACAUCUUGACCAUGGCCGGUUAG
Molecule: messenger RNA, 3183 nt
Organism: Colletotrichum spaethianum
Lineage: Eukaryota; Fungi; Ascomycota; Sordariomycetes; Glomerellales; Glomerellaceae
Exons: 6
Coding region: 1-3183 (1060 amino acids)
Cellular component (GO): membrane
Source: RefSeq, a predicted model, not a curated record